GGUCGUGAUCUAUCGAGUUUGCGACCGUCGUAUAUAUUUAGUUAUAUUUAUAAACUUAUUAAAAAAAAAUUAAUAUUAAAUUCGUGAGUAUACUUUUUUUUAAAUCAGCUAGGUAUGUGCCAAGGACUUGGUUAGUCGGGAGCUGUGCGUAAUAAGAAACAUGUUUCCGCUGUGGUGGGCGCUGCCGCUGCUGCUGGCGGCUGCGGGCGCGGACGAGGCCACCGAUCCUCAAGGCCUGCUGGAUACUGGUACAAUCUUGGAGAUCAACGAAGCGGAGUACUCGGUGUUUGUUUCGAAAUGGACGGAGUGCACUAUCAAUGCCGAAGAACACGACAGAGCUAUCCAAAGAUACAACACGCGAAUUGAAGAAGACUCUCUGGUGCACACGCCCCGGCUUGGACUUCAGAGACGUCAAGUGCAGUGCCGUAGGAAGGACGGACAGUUUGUUGAAUCCAUGUAUUGCGGUAACGCAAUAUCCCACAUCGGUACAACCCGCGUGUGCGUGAUGCGUGAGGACUGCUCGCUUGCCGAGUGGCUGCCGUGGCGGCCACGGGCAGACGGUGCGUUGGUCCGGACCAGAAGACUGCGGCGACUUGCACAAGGUGGUGGCAAAGAGUGCGAGGUGGUAGAAGAAGUACGUCCCGCAGCUCUGGAGGCCAGCGCGCACUGGACGCCCGGACCUUGGGGCCGGUGUCGUGUAGCUGUCGCACAGCCCGCUACCCCACCGCCCUCUGACGACGAUGAUGAUGCAGAAGACAGUGACGCACUAUACGAUGAGGACGAAGAGGCUGACGAGAUGGACCGCGCGGGGGCGGGCGACGCGAGCUGCGGGGGCGGAGUACAGCGACGUGACGUCAGUUGCGUGCGAGCGGACGGCAGGGCGCUGCAUCCCGCGCAAUGCGCGCACGCGCCCAUGCCCACGCUGGUACAGCCUUGCGAGGUACCAUGCCCCCGUGACUGUGAAGUAGGAGAGUGGGGGGAAUGGGGCGCGUGCCAACCUAUCGAUGGAUGUCCACUUUACCCCGUACAGGAACUGACUGCGACCGGAUAUAGCGUGCGUCGUCGUCGCGUGACGUCAGCGGAAUCUGGUGGCGGCGCUAACUGCCCGCCUCUGGAGGAGAAGCGGACGUGCACUAUGCCGCGCUGCGCCUCCUGGAAGGCGCUGCCGUGGGGGCCCUGUGUGCUGAGCCAGCCACACUCCACUUGCGGCCCGGGCAGACGCAUGCGUGAGCUUCAAUGUAUCGGCCAUGAUGGAAAAGAAGCGCAGCGCGCAUGGUGCAGCGGCAGCAGCGCACCGGCGCGCACAGAGCGAUGCCGCAUCGCGUGCCCCGGGGACUGCGUGGUGUCCGCUUGGUCAGCCUGGUCGCCUUGCACGGCGCCCUGCGCGGCCCCCGCACGGCCUAGGCCCACUAGGACACGCACACGACAGAUCAUUGCUCAUGCAUCGCCUAACGGCUGGCCAUGUCCAUCGGAGGACCAACUGAUCCAGAACGAAACAUGCAACAACCACGCUUGUGCCACAUACUCUUGGCUCGCAACGCCCUGGGGACCUUGUGAGAGACGUCACCAGGACUACAUUCCUGUUACCAACUACACUGAUUUACAGGAGGGUGAACCGUACAAUGAAAGUGAUGAAGAAGAACCGUGUGUGGAGGAAGGCCAGAUCACCAGGAACGUCAUGUGUGUCCAGAACAAUGCUGACGUUGUCCGCGAUUCCUUGUGUUUACCAUUACGUCGGCCUCAAUCCCGUCGUGCCUGCACGUUGAGAUGUCGUCGGGGCUGCAGGGUCGAAGCGUGGAUGCCGUGGUCGCCGUGCCCCAAUACUUGCGAACCAGGAAAGCAAGUCCGCGUCCGCAACGUGCACGGUGGUCCGAACUGCGGUGCGGUGCAGGAGGUGCGCGAUUGUCCCGUGCCGCCAUCGUGCCGCGCGCGUGAAGCGGCCUGGGUCGCCGGCGAGUGGAGCACUUGCCGACUGCCGCCUGGACAGAGAUGCGGCCUCGGAUAUCGGCUUAGAAGCAUCUGGUGCGGUUCUGACUCGCAUCGUGUGGAGGCGGGUGCAUGUGCCGGGCAGCUGGUGCCGCCAAGCGUAGCCGCCUGCAUUGUAACCUGUGACCGCAUGGUCCCACUUACCUGUGACGUCAUCUGCGAAGAUCCAUUAAAAUAUCUCGAUGCAUCUGACCCAGAUGUUCCGAUCUGUGUUUGCAAGACGGUCACUUUGGAACUGUUGCCCGCUGAUUCCGAUUGUAUUCUGCCUCCAGGAUUGGAGUGCGGAGAAGGAAGGGCCUUGAGAGCCGCCCGUUGCAUGGCCAAAGGCCGGGAUGUUCCUAUGGAUGUCUGUAAGAAAUAUCAUCCGCUUACUGGUCCGCGCCGUGUCCGUGAGGCGUCGACCGACGGGUUCGCAUACGACGAGGAGUUCCCAGCACUGGUGAGGGGCGCUUGCAGCGUGCGGUGCGCGCGCGACUGCGCCGCCGGGCCCUGGGCACCUUGGGGCGCUUGCUCCGCUGAGCCUGGCUCACGCGCCGCGUUCAGAUUCCGUACGAGAGAGGUUAUAGAGGAGGGAUCUGCCGGGGGUCGUGAGUGCGGCGCGACGCUGCAGCGCGCUACCUGCGUGCUGCCGGAGCCGGCGUGGCGCGUCGGCGAGUGGUCGGUGUGCGCGCCACAGCAGGCACUCUGCGGCCGCGCCAUCAUCAACAGAACCGUCCUUUGUCAAGACUCUAACGGCGUGAAGCUCGACGACUCUGAAUGCGUGGUGGGCGGCGCGGGCCAACCGGCAGCGCGCGAAGCGACCUGCCGUGCCCCCUGCCCUGCUGACUGCGUCGUCAGUGCCUGGUCCGAGUGGAGUCCUUGCGAACAGACGAAGUGGGGUGGUCGUCGCGACCGCACUCGCGUGGUGCUUCGCCCGGCGGACGAGGGCGGAGCUCCCUGCCCGCAUCUAGUAGGUGGAGAACCCUGCGCGCCUCACACGUACUCUUGGCACGUAGCUCCCUGGGAUGACUGCCAACCUCUCGGUGGGUCCCCGUGUGGCGAAGGAACAAAGAGAAGAUCUGUUCGAUGCUUGCGCAGUGACGGAGUAUUUGUUAAUGACACAUUCUGUCCUAAUGCAACUGCGACGGAGGCGCGUGAGUCGUGGUGCUAUGUGCCGUGCGGCGUGGACUGUGAACUUGGCGAGUGGAGCGCCUGGGACACGGCCGCCUGCGCUUGCGGCGACGCAACCUUCGCAAGACACAUGCGACGCACUAGACAACGUCUGACUGCUGCGGUGUGGCCAGGACGUGCGUGUCCGCCGACCGAGCAGCGAGCGCCAUGCCCACGCGAGCCCUGCCUGCGACUCAUCGCAAGACCUUCGCUCGGCUGUCAUGUCCAGACGUCAACCGGAGAGGAAGCGGACAACGCAUGCGGCUGGGGCGUGAAGGUGUCGCAUGCACGCUGCGAACUGGGCGGUGCAGGGGACACCGUAGAAGCGUACCUGGAGCCCUGGCGCUGCGCCACCGCACUGCCCGGCCGCAUUACUGCUCCACCGAUGCACUAUCAAGAGGACGAGACGUGUGAGGUGGAGUGCGGCUGCAAGGAGUCUGAGUUGGGUCAACCGGGGCCGUGGGGCGCGUGGGGCCCGUGCCGCGGCGGAUCGCGCUCGCGCACGCGCCAGCUGCUCGUGCCGCCAUCUAGACCCUGCAGGACAUCUUCUAGAUACGUAACAAUCGAGUGGGCGAACUGCACCGGAUCUCCCGACGAGAUCUCUGACCUGUUAUCCGCAGACCGGGAGGAGAAGCCGCGCCGCGCCUGGAUGGACCGCACCAGCUACCACGACGGAUACAUUGAGGGCAGCGGGUCAGUACUGCUGGCCGUGUGGGUGGCGAGUAUGGUGUUGCUCUCUUGCGGCACCUAUAUGUUCUAUCGCGGUUUAGUGAGGUGCAUGAAAAGACUGGAUUCGAAGAGCAUCGCGAAGGUGUAAUUGCAGUAUUCGACAUGUGGUAGCUUUCCUGAAUCCGCGCCAUCACCAUCGCUGGCUGAAUAUCCUCAAUACAUAUGAAAAUGCCAAGGAUUUCGUUAUGUUAUUGUAUUUGUAAUAUUUAUGUUGUUUUAUCAGUCAAGUUUUUUAUGAAAUUUUUG
Molecule: messenger RNA, 4110 nt
Organism: Papilio machaon (common yellow swallowtail)
Lineage: Eukaryota; Metazoa; Arthropoda; Insecta; Lepidoptera; Papilionidae
Product: thrombospondin type-1 domain-containing protein 7A-like
Exons: 29
Coding region: 161-3952 (1263 amino acids)
Biological process (GO): cell adhesion
Cellular component (GO): extracellular matrix
Source: RefSeq, a predicted model, not a curated record